UUUUUUUUAAUUCUUUUUCUUCUUACCAAAACAAAAAUUAUGAAACUUGCUUUAAAGACAUCGAUUGUGUUGAUUUAUUGUACUUUAUCUGUCCUUGCUAAAGGUGGUGGUGGUGGCCGAGCUGGAGGUGGAAGCAGAGGUGGAAGCAGAGGAGGAAGCAGAGAAGGUUCCAGUUCAGGCAGAAGUGGCUAUGGUGGUACAGGCAGUUCUACUGGAAGAGGUGUUGCAGGUAAGACACUCUAUCAUGGUUAGUCUCUUAUUCACACAUAUACAACAGGUACUGGAAGUACACCCAACAGUGUAGCAUCUAAAGGUGGAUCUGGCGGAUUUGGUGGCUCACCUCCACCUGCUUAUGCUGCCAC
Messenger RNA from Gilbertella persicaria, 362 nucleotides. RefSeq lists its product as uncharacterized. The transcript is spliced from 2 exons. Bases 40 to 252 code for a protein of 70 amino acids. The record is from RefSeq and is a predicted model, not a curated record. NCBI's taxonomy places the organism in Eukaryota, Fungi, Mucoromycota, Mucoromycetes, Mucorales, Choanephoraceae.